Messenger RNA from Prunus dulcis (almond), 717 nucleotides. RefSeq lists its product as uncharacterized. Gene Ontology annotation, biological process: proteolysis. Bases 1 to 717 code for a protein of 238 amino acids. Gene Ontology annotation, molecular function: cysteine-type peptidase activity. The record is from RefSeq and is a predicted model, not a curated record. Lineage: Eukaryota; Viridiplantae; Streptophyta; Magnoliopsida; Rosales; Rosaceae. The transcript has 6 exons.
AUGGAAAAAUCUUGGAUGCUUGCCGAUAGGAGAAGUAAAGAGUAUGAAGAGGGAGUUGAAGAAUUUCUAAGGAUAGCAUUAGCAAAUGUUAUUGAUCAUGGACGCAUUUGCUAUCCAUGCCAGAAAUCUAGGGAUAUUGAUGAGGACAUAUUUGGGGUAGAAAAGAUGAUAUACGUUCUAAAAGAAGAUGUUAUCAGCUUCAUUCAAAUGAAUGAAAUAGGACAAGCUGUAAUAACCGCUUACAUUAGGUAUUUAAAUAAUUUGGUAAAAGACCAAGAAUGGGAACCAAAGAUUUCAUUUAUGGACCCAAGUCGUACCUUUCAUGAUCCGAAUUCACCGGAUGAGGCAGGGAGGGUUCAAUACAUUGUGAAAGCUUUGAACCAAACUAGUAUUGACAACAUCUUUUUGAUCCCAUACAAUCCUGGGGGUCAUUGGAUCCUUACAAUCAUUGACGAAGAGAGAGACAAUGUGUAUAUCAUGGAUCCUCUUGGGGCUCGUUACCCUCAUGAUAUAUGGAAACGUAUUGGUGCUCCUAAACAAGCUGAUGGAAAGACGUGUGGUUAUUGUGUGAUGCGGUACAUGAAGGAAAUUUGUGAAGAUUCAUCCCUUGCAUUUCGAACUAAGUAUGCGAGUCGUCGGAAAAAGGUGUUUUACACCCAAAUGGAAUUGGACAAGGUUCGAGAUGAAUGGGCACAUCAUGUGCUAGAGUGGAUUUGA